Messenger RNA from Nyctereutes procyonoides (raccoon dog), 1438 nucleotides. It is a transcript of the gene EIF4EBP3, whose product is annotated as eukaryotic translation initiation factor 4E binding protein 3. The coding region runs from base 820 to 1125 and encodes 101 amino acids. Gene Ontology annotation, biological process: negative regulation of translational initiation. NCBI's taxonomy places the organism in Eukaryota, Metazoa, Chordata, Mammalia, Carnivora, Canidae. The transcript has 3 exons. Gene Ontology annotation, cellular component: cytoplasm. The record is from RefSeq and is a predicted model, not a curated record. Gene Ontology annotation, molecular function: eukaryotic initiation factor 4E binding.
UACUAGGUUUAGUACUUUCUUCUCCACCACCCUUCUCCUGCCUCCUUUCAUAUCACUGUGACUACAUCAAAAAAAUCCUCUAAGGCCAGACUCUCUCUGAUCUUCCUUUCUAGAGAGCUAAAGACCAAGCCCUUCUCACCAGCCCCCUGCCUUUCCUUAGUUUCUUAAAGCUAGUUAGCUAUAUCACUUCUUCUAAAAAGGCUACCAUCCCUCUCUGACCUUCCCCUUCCUGCUGUGCACCAGGCCAUAGGGCCACUUUUUACCCUGUACUGUAAUUGAUUAAUGGGAGGCAGUCCCCAGCUGUGAGGAAGGGCACAGGUCCUGGCAUCAGAUACUCUCAGGUCUGACUCCCAGCUCCCCCUCCUAUAAGAUAGAACUCUCAACCAGGGACUUAAUCUCUCUGGGCUUUCCUUUCCUCACCUGUCAAAUGUGGCUAAUAAUAGUGCUUUACUGUACAAAACUGUUGAGAGAAAUGGGUGAAUUAACACAGGGCAGUAGUGUGUGCUGUGCCUCACCGGUCCAGGAACCCGGUUUAACCAGUAAAUAGCUGAGUGGCUACAGCCCUGAGUCAGGCGGCCAGUGUUGAGCCAGGAGGAUGCAGGCCUGUGCGGAGGUCCGAACUCCUUUCAAGCUUCCCCUAGUCAGGCGACCUGGAGUAGGGCGGGACCGUCGGGUUGAGUGACGGCUAGCGGCCCGCCCCGGGCGUGACGUCAUCCCGGUGUUGUUGCUGCGGCGCACGUGGUCCACUGAGUCUGCUUCUGAGUUAGCUGCGCUGGGCGCCCUGGGCUGGCGCCCCAGCCGACUGCCGUCCUGCUCACUAUGUCCACAUCCACGAGCUGCCCGAUCCCCGGAGGCAGGGACCGGCUGCCCGACUGCUACAGCACCACGCCGGGGGGCACGCUAUACGCCACUACCCCGGGAGGCACCAGGAUCAUCUACGACCGAAAGUUCCUGCUGGAGUGCAAAAAUUCACCCAUUGCCCGGACGCCGCCGUGCUGCCUCCCUCAGAUUCCCGGGGUCACAACUCCUCCAACAGCCCCACCCUCCAAGCUGGAGGAGCUGAAGGAGCAGAAGGAGACAGAGGAAGAGAUACCCGAUGACGCACAAUUUGAAAUGGACAUCUAAUCCAGUGCAGAUGAUCCUGUGUGGAAUUAGAGGAAUCCCUCAUACCACUGCUGCCAUCACCUCUUCCUGGUGUAUUCCAAACACCAGGUGGCCUCAUAAUCUGGAAGGGAGUGACUUGUUGGUUUUGGGCCUCCCUUAGUUCUGAGGCAGCUAGACCAGGGAUACGAGUGGGCAACUUGCCAAGCCCUUAGCUCUUUCCCUUCCGUCUGUAGAUGCUCCUCCCAACCCCCAGCCCUCCAUCAUCAGGGGCUGAGGCUGGGACUAAGGGAUGGAGUAUGUCACUGUCUAACUGCUUAGUAAAAAUUCAAAGAAA